GGCAGUGGUUGAGUGGUUCCAAGUUUCUGGGGUCGUCGCUUGGGCAGCCAGAUCCCCGUCAUUUAAUCAAGGUCAAAAUUUGUGCAGUAACGUGUUCUGCGUGUAGUGUAGCAAAACCAUAUCGCACAUGCGUGUGUACUACCUGCUUACUACAGUCUAGAUUGGUAAACCACGCCGAAAGACACGGAAUUUACGAGGUGUUGAAUAAGUAGGCAGACAUCUCGACUACUUCAUUAUUGUUUGUGUUUUUAAUGUAAUACUGAUCUUUCGUGAUUUCAUUUCUGAUUGAGUAUUUUCCAACCGUUCGACUGGAACUACCAUGGGCGACCACGAUCAAGAUUAUGAUGGCAGCACGGAGCAGACGCCGCUGGUAACGGACGACGCAGAACCCGCUGCUCAACCGCGCCGUCCGGCUCAUCGAACAAUGCGUUCGGUCACCUCCAUCGCUUCGAGCUUCCGCGUCCCUCAGGUUCACAGUGGCAGCACAAUUGUCGCUCUCUUUUGUGUCAUCCUCUUAGUUGCUUCAUGCGCAAAUGGGUUCGUCAGCAUACCGCUGACAAGGGUUGUCGAAGAUGUCGUCUGCCACCGAUACUACGAAGUGCAAAACCUCGGUGAAUCAAUUGAUGAGAAACUCUGUAAAGUUCCAGCCGUUCAGUCCAAAAUGGCUUAUAUCUUUGCCACCGCGGAAGUCUGUGAAGCAAUAGCCGGCUUCGUUACUGCGUUUCCAUGGGGCGUCGCGGCGGAUAAAAUUGGGCGAAAGCCCGUAUUUGCGCUGUCCUUGGUUGGUAUGGCCUUGUCCAUCCUGUGGAUGAUGGCAAUCCUGUGGUUUAACUCAGUAUUCAACCCUGCGCUGAUUGCUACGGCUUGCCUGUUCCGUCUUAUCGGUGGUGGCAGUCCUGUCGUGAUUGGCGUUAUCCUCAGUAUGGUGUCUGAUGUUAUCCCCGAGGACGGAAGAGCAACUGCGUUCUUGCGUAUACAAGUCUGCAGUCUGGUUGGUACUUUGGUGUCCCCGGCCCUGUCAUCAGCCAUAAUGCCUGCGAUAGGACCUUGGCCUGUUAUGCUUCUUGGAGUUGCUUGUGUGAUAAUUGGGGCCAUUGCCUUCAUGUUCGUACCCGAGACAUUGCAACAUAAGCAAAAUGAUACAACUGGCGACGACGACCAACCGCAAGGUUUGGCAGGUCACUACCAUCACGCUAUUGGCCAGCUCAAGGAUACCAUUGGUUUAUUCAAGUCAUCAUCACUCAUUCUCCUUAUGGUCGCCAUGCUUACAACGAACCCUGCCGCUCAGAGCUUGCAGCAGUUUCUUGUACAGUUUGUAUCAAAGCGCUACGGUAUCUCGAUCGCAUCUACCGGUUACGUGCAAACGACGUACGGUUUAGCUCAAGUUAUUCAAGCACUUGUCAUAUUGCCUUGGAUUUCCCGGCUCAUGUUACAAGACACGACCCCCAAGCCAUUCCGUCGUCCUAAUGAGCAAGAGCGCGACCUAUCACUCGCAAGACUGUCCUACGUCCUCGCGCUUCUUGGUUAUUUCGUUCUUGCAAUAGCACCAAAGUUAUGGGUGUUUAUACUCGGGCUUUUCGUCUUGGCUAUUAGUUCUGGCUCUGCCGCCCUGGCUCAUAGUCUCUUGAGCUUAUAUGUCGAUCCGGAGCACAGUUCUCGGCUUUUUAGCAUGGUGGGAAUGGUAGAGACCAUUGGUAGUGUUUACGGUUCACCGUUGUUGGCGGGGCUGUUCUCCCUUGGAAUGAAAACAGGCGAGCCCUGGGUAGGGCUCCCUUAUUUCGGUAUAAUGGGCCUCAUGGUCAUUGUCAUUGUGAUCUUGGCUCUGGUUAGGGUGCCCAAACAACGCCGAGAGGCACCACCUUCAUAUGAAGAAGCUAGGGAUCAUCAAGACUAAGAAUCAUUAGAUUGAUAGAGAUACAUUGUCGUUCAGAUUUAUUAGUUGCAUUGUUGCAGCAAUUGUACCCGGCUCUGAGAAGCAUGCCGUAGUUACUACAGGCAACUGGGAUAAUCGACCAAGUUGCGCAGAAAGAAUCUAGGCAUGGACGUUUGUGAUAUCUCAUCUGUCCUGCAUAAAGCAAACUAUGAUCAAAGACACCUUAUUUGAAAUGGAAGCACAAACACUAUAGUUAGUAUCAACUAGCAAUCUAAAGGCACCAUUUUUCUUAUUUAUACGUAGAACUAAAAAAAGGGAAG
Messenger RNA from Truncatella angustata, 2193 nucleotides. Its product is annotated as major facilitator superfamily transporter. Lineage: Eukaryota; Fungi; Ascomycota; Sordariomycetes; Amphisphaeriales; Sporocadaceae. The record is from RefSeq and is a predicted model, not a curated record. The coding region runs from base 320 to 1894 and encodes 524 amino acids. The transcript is spliced from 4 exons. Gene Ontology annotation, biological process: transmembrane transport. Gene Ontology annotation, cellular component: membrane. Gene Ontology annotation, molecular function: transmembrane transporter activity.